CGGAACGGAACGUAAAGUACCCAAUUUUUCUUUCGUACGUCGUAUGUACUCCCUGUUUCAUUGCGUUUUUCUUGUUUGUAAAUAAUAACCGCUGGAAAUAGUACGUAAUGUGAAAUUACACGCAUUCCUCAGUCGAGUGCUCGUUACGUAAAAGGUAACCAUUGCCGUGCAAUUAGUUAAUCCGCCGUAGAACUCCUAACCUAUCGGUUGAUGUUUUGUUAGAGAGUAAAUGAACUAUGUGAUGUAAAAAUGCCGCCUUUCAGAAGAAAGAAGGCGUCUAAAUCCUUUCCAGUGAAGGUGUGUACAUUGGAUGCCGAAUUGGAAUUCAACCUUGAGUGGCGAGCAACGGGAAGGGAUUUGUUUGACCUAGUCUGCCGGACCAUAGGGCUACGGGAAACAUGGUUCUUUGGGCUACAGUUCGAGGAUACCAAACAUUUCAUAAGCUGGCUCAAAUUAGACAAAAGAGUACAAGACCAAUGUGUCUCCCAAAUGCCGGGCACACCAUUCAUGCUGCUCUGCAAGCUCUACCCCGAGGAUGUGGCCGAAGAACUCAUCCAGGAGGUCACACAGCAUCUGCUGUUCCUGCAGGUCAAACAGGCGAUCUUGAGCAUGGAUAUAUACUGCCCGCCGGAGGCGUCAGUAUUGCUCGCUAGCUAUGCUGUGCAGGCUAAGUAUGGGGACUACGACGAGACAGCCUAUAAGCCUGGUAUGCUGGCCAGCGAAGACCUACUGCCGCAACGGGUCAUCGACCAGUACCAGAUGACCCCAGAGAUGUGGGAGGACAGGAUUAAAAUAUGGUACGCGGACCACAAAGGAAUGUCGCGGGACGAAGCCGAAAUGGAGUACCUGAAAAUAGCACAAGACUUGGACAUGUAUGGUGUGAACUAUUUCUGUAUCAAUAACAAAAAAGACACGGACCUGUACCUAGGCGUGACGGCGCUAGGUCUCAACAUAUACGAGAAAGACAACAAGUUGAUGCCAAAAACGACUUUCCCCUGGUCCGAGAUAAAGCACAUCUCGUUCGACGACAAGAAGUUUAUCAUCAAGUUUGUCGACAAGGCGGCUAACAAUUUUAUAUUUUUCUCGCCUAAGGGAAUGAAUAAAUUGAUCCUUGACUUAUGUAUCGGAAAUCACGAUCUAUACAUGCGUCGCCGGAAACCGGACACCAUGGAGGUUCAGCAGAUGAAAGCUCAGGCUAAAGAAGAGAAACAGCGCCGUCAAAUAGAGCGAAAUAAGUUGGCGCGAGAAAAGCAACUAAGGGAGGCUGCCGAAAGGGAACGAGCCGCGAUGGAACAGAGGCUGUUGCAGUAUCAGGAAGAGAUCCGGUUAGCCAACGAGGCACUGCGCCGGUCUGAAGAAACGGCAGAGCUAUUAGCGGAAAAAGGUCGCGUGGCUGAAGAAGAGGCUUCUCUACUAGCACAGAAGGCAGCAGACGCGGAACGGGAUAACGCUCGUCUCAGGCUAUCUGCUAUACGCACUGAAGAGGAAAAGGUUCACCUAGAACGCAAGACCCGCGAAGCGGAAUUCCUCACAGCGCGUCUAGUCGAAGAGUCAGAAAAACGCGCCGCCGAAGCAGACAGGCUGAAAGCAGAGUUAGUCGCAGCCAGAGUAGCCGAGAAACAGGCUAAGGAUAAACUGUUGAACUUCCUGAGCAGAGCUGGUGCUGGGUCACUACCGCCACCUACUGUUAAUUCGUCAAGCACAGUCCCAUCGAGCCUGUUCCCCUCAACGUGUUCCCUCCCCGCCGAGCUCGGGGAGCCUCCGGUCAACGGGUCAGCGGAGCCCGAGCUCAACUCGUGCCUGCUCGUGCCCGAUGACUCGGACGACCCGCACAUACACCGUCUGUCUAGGGAGAUCGAGAAAGAGCGAGUGGAGUAUCUAGCAAAGUCCAAACACCUGCAACAGCAGCUCGAGUCGCUACGUUGCGAGUUCUCUGUACUACGGGUAGAGCGCGACGCGGCGACGCUUGACAGGAUACACGAAGCGCAAGCGAAAGCUGGUGACACUAAAUACUCCACGCUCCGGAGGUUAAGGCAGGGCUCCACCAAUACUCGACUAGCGUUCUAUGAGGAGCUAUAA
Cydia amplana is the source of this 2079-nucleotide messenger RNA. It is a transcript of the gene Mer, whose product is annotated as merlin. The transcript is spliced from 13 exons. Gene Ontology annotation, biological process: regulation of cell shape; regulation of organelle assembly; regulation of gliogenesis. Bases 250 to 2079 code for a protein of 609 amino acids. Gene Ontology annotation, cellular component: apical part of cell; adherens junction; plasma membrane. Gene Ontology annotation, molecular function: integrin binding; actin binding. The record is from RefSeq and is a predicted model, not a curated record. Lineage: Eukaryota; Metazoa; Arthropoda; Insecta; Lepidoptera; Tortricidae.